AUGAAUCGAAUCGUGUUUCGUCGUUUUAUAUUCGUUUGGAUGGUUUUGCAUAGCAUUGCUUGUGGAUUUGUGAUAUAUUCAGCAUUUAGUACAAUAAUUAAACAAAAACGUGGACUACCAGAGACUAUGGCUGUAACUAUUUUAAAAGAACAUUUCAAUUCAAGUUUUAAGCCAGAAGUUUUAUUCCUUCAUACUGAUAUUAUUGCUCUAGAACUACUUCGUUCGCGUGAAAGACGCCACACCAUUGAACAACGUUUUAAAAUGCAUGAGCUGCUGUAUGCUAGUAGUAAAGGAAAAGAUGGCACACAUUUCGAUGCGAAGCCAUCCUAUUCACUUGAACGCAAAACACUUUCUUUUCUCAAUUAUGAGCUGAGCCCAAUGAAACAUAAGAUGACAGCAGUACUUCCUGCUACACUUGAACACUUUGAUCUGCUUUCGAACUUCGCUGUCUCUUGCAAAAUGACGAAUCCAAAUAUUAGUUCAUUGUUCGACGUUAUUUGGAUAGUUGUCCCAGAUAUGCAUUAUACUAAAAUAUACGAGUCAUUAUUGAGGACUGAUUCUCUUCAUCCUGUCAUGCGUGUUGUGUGUGAAUCAUGGGUUCUACCAGAACAAAAAAUGUUUCAGGCCUAUAAUCCAUGGUUAGUACAGCAAGACAUUAAACUGGCGAUUUCAGCUUUCAUUCGUACAGAUUAUUACUUAUGUUUCGAUGCUGAUGUCAUGUGUGGACGUGAAUUGCACUAUGAAGAUUUAUUUGCUACAGACGGCCGAGCGAGGACAAGCGAGGAGAGAGCGCUAAGCUUCUUUGCAUUCACAAGUGGAAAUUUAAAUAAAACAUGCACAAAUGUGAAACUUCCUCCGCCGAUAGUAAAAAACAACACAAGAAUGAUGGCUUUCACCCCACUAGCCGUUCACACUCAUAUCUUAUUUAGCCUGGCUAGUUUUCUCGAAAACCGAGAAGGUGAGCCAUGGCUACAAUAUUUGAUUCGGCUUCACAUAAAAAAUAAAAAAUGGACAGAGUAUACGCUUUAUUGGGCUUAUGCAAUCUUCAUCCGGGCAUAUCACCGUUUCCACUACCCAAUAAGCACUAAAGAAUUUUGUGGUACCUUACCCGCCAAAAGCGGCUUUGCAUAUAAAUGGUUUUCACAGUUAAAUCAUACAAAUAGACCGCCAUUCGUUGGUGUGAACGACCACGACAAAUCUAUAGACAUAGUACGAUUAUCUGCUGAAUUGCGAACCGCAUUGUUGAAAUCGCCAUAA
This is a messenger RNA of Rotaria socialis, 1257 nucleotides long. The record is from the annotation of a GenBank genome assembly. NCBI's taxonomy places the organism in Eukaryota, Metazoa, Rotifera, Eurotatoria, Philodinida, Philodinidae.